GUGUGAUAUCAAUAUCCAUAUAUAUGAAUUUUUGAGAAGAAGGAGGAGGAGUAGCUUGUCUAGGUAUAAUGUUAAGAUUGCUAGAAGUGAAGAGAAUAUGGAAUUUUUGACAGUAAUAGCAGACAAUAAUAGCUUGAGUAGGAGUUUUAAAGUAAUGAAAAGAUUUGACGAUAUUGUAUUCAGAUGA
Molecule: messenger RNA, 187 nt
Organism: Cetraspora pellucida
Lineage: Eukaryota; Fungi; Glomeromycota; Glomeromycetes; Diversisporales; Gigasporaceae
Source: the annotation of a GenBank genome assembly